Molecule: messenger RNA, 1266 nt
Organism: Letharia columbiana
Lineage: Eukaryota; Fungi; Ascomycota; Lecanoromycetes; Lecanorales; Parmeliaceae
Exons: 4
Coding region: 1-1266 (421 amino acids)
Biological process (GO): transsulfuration
Cellular component (GO): cytoplasm
Molecular function (GO): cystathionine gamma-lyase activity; pyridoxal phosphate binding
Source: RefSeq, a predicted model, not a curated record
AUGUCGACUUCAAAUACUGAUGGUAAUGGGUCAAUUGAUACGCCCCCAAGAGCUCCUUCGCCUACACACAACUUUGGAACUCUAGCAGUUCAUGCUGGCAGUCCUCAUGACCCAACAACGGGCGCUGUCAUUGAAUCCAUCUCCCUUUCCACUACCUUUGCACAGACUGGUGUAGGCAAACCUGUUGGCCCGUAUGAGUACACAAGAAGCUCGAAUCCGAAUCGGGACAAUUUUGAGCAAGCUGUAGCAGCUCUUGAACAUGCCAAAUUCGCCCUAGCUUUCUCAUCUGGGUCCGCAACCACAGCCACAAUCUUACAGUCUCUCGCUCAAGGCUCUCAUGUUGUCUCGGUAUCAGAUGUCUACGGCGGGACGCACCGCUACUUCACUAAAGUCGCAAAGGCCCAUGGCGUUCAGGUUACCUUUUCUCCCAGCAUAGAGAUAGACGUGGCAGAGCUCAUUCGUCCAAACGAGACGAAGCUGAUAUGGAUCGAAUCGCCCAGCAACCCUACGCUGAGUCUGGUUGACAUACGAGCUGUUGCCACUAUAGCCCACCAGCACGGUAUCAUGGUCGUCGUGGACAAUACAUUCCUUAGCCCCUACAUACAAAACCCGCUAGACCAUGGCGCAGACAUUGUUAUACACUCAGUCACAAAAUACAUCAAUGGUCACUCGGACGUCCUCAUGGGCGCCGCAGCCUUCAAUUCGGAGGACAUCAAAGACCGGCUCACUUUUCUCCAGAACGCCAUUGGUGCUGUCCCCUCCGCUUUCGAUUGUUGGCUUGCUCACAGGGGCCUAAAAACGCUGCAUCUGCGCGCCCGCGAAGCAUCCCGCAAUGCCCAUUCAAUCGCGACGACCCUCGCCUCCUCCCCUCUUACCCUGCUAGUGAAUUAUCCUGGUUUGCCGUCACAUCCCCAUUAUGCUAUCGCACUAAAACAACACCGCGCUGGUCUCGGUGGUGGGAUGCUCUCCUUCCGUAUCAAGGGUGGUCCUGGAGCCGCGGAGAGGUUUUGCCAGAGCUGCAAUCUCUUCACGCUGGCGGAGAGCCUGGGGGGUGUCGAGAGCUUAUGCGAAGUGCCGUCCAGUAUGACGCAUGCUGGAAUACCGAGGGAGCAAAGGGAGGCGGCCGGCGUGUUCGACGACCUGGUACGGGUGAGCUGUGGUAUAGAGGAUGGUGAGGACUUGAAGAAAGAUGUACUGCAGGCUCUUGAGAGGGCAGUGGUGUGGCCGAAGGUCAAUGGCAAGUUGGCGUUAAACGGGCAUACCUGA